Messenger RNA from Nipponia nippon (crested ibis), 759 nucleotides. NCBI's taxonomy places the organism in Eukaryota, Metazoa, Chordata, Aves, Pelecaniformes, Threskiornithidae. The record is from RefSeq and is a predicted model, not a curated record.
AUGCUCAUUAAACUGACAAAUGACUCGCUGUCCUGUUCGAAGGUGACAGAGUUGGUGCUCGAUAACUGCCGAUCCAGCAACGGCGAAAUCGAAGGCCUGAAUGAUUCGUUUAAAGAACUUGAGUUCCUUAGCAUGGCCAACGUAGAGCUGACAUCGCUGGCCAAACUCCCCACGUUGAGUAAGCUCCGCAAGUUGGAGUUGAGCGACAACAUCAUUUCAGGAGGCCUGGAGGUCCUUGCAGAAAGAUGUCCGAAUCUCACAUAUCUAAAUCUAAGUGGCAACAAAAUCAAAGAUCUUGGCACUGUGGAAGCUCUUCAAAAUCUCAAAAACUUGAAGAGCCUUGACCUGUUCAACUGUGAGAUUACAAACCUCGAGGAUUACAGAGACAGCAUUUUUGAGCUGCUUCAGCAAAUCACGUACCUAGAUGGAUUUGAUCAGGAAGAUAACGAGGCACCGGACUCGGAAGAUGAUGAUGAUGAGGGAGAUGAAGAUGACGAUGAUGAAGAUGAGGAUGAAGCUGGUCCUCCAGGAGAGUAUGAAGAGGAAGAUGAUGAAGAUGAUGGAGGUUCAGAUUUGGGGGAAGGAGAAGAGGAGGAGGAAGUUGGUCUUUCAUACCUGAUGAAAGAAGAGAUUCAGGAUGAAGAUGAUGACGAUGACUAUGUUGAAGAAGGAGGUGAUGAGGAGGAAGAAGCAGAGGGCGUUCGAGGGGAGAAGAGGAAACGAGACCCCGAAGAUGAAGGCGAGGAAGAGGAUGAUUAA